Messenger RNA from Condylura cristata (star-nosed mole), 2542 nucleotides. It is a transcript of the gene VEGFC, whose product is annotated as vascular endothelial growth factor C. Gene Ontology annotation, molecular function: vascular endothelial growth factor receptor 3 binding; growth factor activity; chemoattractant activity. NCBI's taxonomy places the organism in Eukaryota, Metazoa, Chordata, Mammalia, Eulipotyphla, Talpidae. Gene Ontology annotation, cellular component: membrane. The record is from RefSeq and is a predicted model, not a curated record. The transcript is spliced from 13 exons. The coding region runs from base 1 to 2145 and encodes 714 amino acids. Gene Ontology annotation, biological process: positive regulation of endothelial cell proliferation; positive regulation of protein phosphorylation; induction of positive chemotaxis.
AUGGGCAGCUGUGACCUAUUUGCUGCCUGCAAACAGAGCAGUGUUCCAUGGCUACCCCCAGACAAUAGCCAGGAGGCAGGCUGGGAACGCGUAGGCUGUCGUUGCCCUGAUUACGUGACUCUCCAUGGUGGUCUCAGGAUGACUCUGCCGGUGGUAACACCAAACACUACUGACACAAAUGACUGUUGUCGUAUGGUCAUGAUGCCCCCUACUCUGUCCCUUGUUAAACUCUGCCCCCCUCCCUAUCCCACUCUCCGGACCUUAGUUCCCAUCGCAUCGUGCAUGAUCAGCUUUUAUUCGUCUGGAUGCUUUCAGUUAAUGGCGCAAGAACGUCUGCUGGAAGAGCAGAGGCUUGCCUUGCACACCCGCUCCACGGCCGCUAUGUCCUCAUCACGUUCCCGCCGCCAAGCGGCAGAUGAAGGGUCAAGCCGAAAUGUCUUCCAAAGGAGGGAAGUCGUGGAAAAUAACUACCUGGUUUCUAAAGAACAAAUAUUUGAAGGUCCUCAUCAUCUCUUGGAUUACUCCAGCUGUGCCCUGCCUGGCAUCCCGCCCAAGCUGCUUGGCACCACCUAUCCAUACAAAGUCAUCGCCCUAAAGAGCAUUACCUCCACUGAUGAAACAGAUAUAGCAACUGCACUGUGUCUCCAGACAAUUGACUUGGACAUAGUGGACAGCAUUCAGAGUCGCAUAAGAAGGCACUAUCAACAGUACUCUUGGAAAACUAGAAAUUUAAAGGCAGAAUGGUCCAUAAUCCCUUACAAGAAGUCCCUCAGCAUAACUAUGUCUCAGAAUCUUCAGGUUUUAGGAUCUUCCUCAGUGAACGGUAUAACAGAUCUUCACACUGAGGAGGCCUCAGGGCCCCUGGCCAUGUCUGAGGUUCUCACUUGGUUGCCUCUUAAGAUCCUGAUGACUACGUGUCAGGCUUUACCAGCUGUUUCUGUGGAUCUGUGUUGUGGUUCAAUCGUCACACUUUGUAACUAUGAUGUUGAGCAUCUUUUCAUGAACCUCUUAGCCACUGGAAUACUGUUUUUGGCUUAUGCAGGCAGAGAUCUGGAGGAGCAGUUGCGUUCAGUGUCCAGUGUAGACGAGCUCAUGACCGUACUCUACCCAGAAUAUUGGAAAAUGUACAAGUGUCAGUUAAGAAAAGGAGGCUGGCAUCAUGCUAGAGAGCAACCCAACGUCAAUACGAGGACAGAAGAGACUAUAAAAUUCGCUGCAGCCCAUUAUAAUGCAGAGAUCUUGAAAAGUAUUGAUAAUGAGUGGAGAAAGACUCAAUGCAUGCCACGUGAGGUGUGUAUAGAUGUGGGGAAGGAGUUUGGAGCAGCCACAAACACCUUCUUUAAACCUCCAUGUGUGUCCGUCUACAGAUGUGGAGGCUGCUGCAACAGCGAGGGGCUACAGUGCAUGAACACCAGCACAAGCUACCUCAGCAAGACGUUGUUUGAAAUUACAGUGCCUCUCUCUCAAGGCCCCAAACCAGUAACCAUCAGUUUUGCCAACCACACCUCCUGCCGGUGCAUGUCUAAGCUGGAUGUUUACAGACAAGUCCAUUCAAUUAUUAGACGUUCCCUGCCAGCAACACUACCGCAGUGUCAGGCUGCAAACAAGACUUGCCCCACAAAUUAUAUGUGGAAUAAUCAUAUCUGCAGAUGCCUGGCUCAACAGGAUUUUAUUUUUUCCUCUAACACUGGAGAUGAUUCUCCAGGUGAAUACCAUGACAUCUGUGGGCCCCACAAAGAACUGGAUGAAGAAACCUGUCAAUGUGUCUGCAAAGGGGGGCUCCGGCCCUCCAGCUGUGGGCCCCACAAAGAACUGGACAGAAACUCAUGCCAGUGUGUCUGUAAAAACAAACUUUUCCCCAACUCUUGUGGGGCCAACAGAGAGUUUGAUGAAAACACGUGCCAGUGUGUAUGUAAACGGACCUGUCCAAGAAAUCAACCCCUAAACCCUGCAAAAUGUGCCUGUGAAUGUACAGAAAAUCCACAAAAAUGCUUCUUAAAAGGAAAGAAGUUCCACCAUCAAACAUGCAGUUGUUACAGACGACCGUGUCCUACUCGGCUCAAGCAUUGUGAGCAGGGACUUUCAUUCAGUGAAGAGGUGUGUCGCUGUGUCCCUUCCUAUUGGAAAAGGCCACACGUGAACUAAGAUUGGAUUGUUCUCCAGUUCAUCCUUCCAGCUUUCCGUGUCAUGGAAAUCUGUGUCACCACCUCAGAAUUGUCUGUGAACUGAGAGACUUCUGUGGGGCUCUGAGAACAAGCAUGCAAGUCGGUGUUUCCAGAAGCUUGUGGACAACUUUACAGAAGUGGACUGGAGUUCAUCUGCAAAGACCUCUUGCAAAGACUGGUUUUCUACCAAUGGCCAAACAGCCAAGGUUUUUCUCUUGUGAUUUAAAAAUAAUGACUAUAUAAUUUAUUUCCACUAAAAAAUAUUGUUUCUGCAUUCAUUUUUAUAGCAAUAACAAUUGGUAAAGCUCACUGUGAUUCAAUAUUUUUAUAUCAUGCAAAAUAUGUUUAAAAUAAAAUGAAAAUUGUAUUAUACGUUG